AUGCGGCACCCGCGGGCCGGUCCCUGGGCGGGUCGCUCCUUCUACCUGCUGAACGCGGCAGCGUCUGCGGCCAUCGUGCUCUUUCUCUGCUCGCAGGGGGUCGCCAUCUGGAGGGAGGGCACGAGCGACCUGGACCGCUUCACGCUCAUGCUCUCCACCUUCAACACCAUCGCCACGUGGCUCUUCCGUCUCGGCCACAUAGCCGUCCACGAGCACCAAUUCCACUACCUCUCUCUCCAAAGUGAGAACGUCAAUCUGGCAGCCUACUCAGCGGUGACGUCACUACAAGGAUUCCCCGCAUCUGUCCGGAAGUCGCUGCUGAUUGUCAUGACCCGUGCUCAGCUCCCCCUGCGCAUCACCGCCGGUGGGCUGUUUCCCUUCUGCAGGGAAUCCUUCGUCUCGGAGCGUAGUACCCAGUAUUCAGCAAAGGUCGCCGUCGACAAGGAAAUACACUCCUGCAAAUGGAAAAAAUAA
This is a messenger RNA of Schistocerca serialis cubense, 474 nucleotides long. RefSeq lists its product as uncharacterized. Gene Ontology annotation, cellular component: membrane. The transcript is spliced from 3 exons. The coding region runs from base 1 to 474 and encodes 157 amino acids. Gene Ontology annotation, biological process: sensory perception of smell. The record is from RefSeq and is a predicted model, not a curated record. Lineage: Eukaryota; Metazoa; Arthropoda; Insecta; Orthoptera; Acrididae. Gene Ontology annotation, molecular function: odorant binding; olfactory receptor activity.